AUGUUCAGUGGAUUUGGCGGAGGCUCUAAUCGCAGCAGUGGAUCUUCGCAUGGAUCAAAGGAGCAGCCGGCACAGAAUACGCUUCCGCAGCCUAAAGGAAAUGCCAAUAGUGCUGGUAAUGGCUACUCAUUUGAUCCAUCAGGUCUGGAGCGUGCCGCCAAAGCCGCUCGGGAGCUGGAGAAUUCGCGUCACGCCAAGGAAGCGUUUAGCUUGGCUAAGGAGACAGAGCACUCUAAACAGAUGGAAAGCCAGGCCAAAAUUAAGGAGAAUGAGGCGUUAUACAAACAGUACGAGAUCGUGCGCGUGCAGAAGGAGGGCGAGGAACGCCGAAAGACGCUUGAAGAGGAGACGCGCCAGCACCAGCAGCGUGCACAGUACCAAGACCAACUGAAGCGGAAGCAGUAUGCUGAUCAGCUAGCUGCUCAGAAAUAUAUGAAAGAGCAAGAGCUACAAAAGCAGGAGGAGAUUCUUGCCCGUCAGGAAGCUUCGCGUCGUAAAACGCUUGACUAUGAGGCCAAGCUACGUCAGAAGACAGAGCUCGCCAAAGUGGCGGCCGAAACCGAGGGGCGCAUUAAACAGGAGCGUCUGAACCACGAUUUGCACCUGGAAGAAGCCCGUGUGCGCGCCAAGGAGUACCGUGAGACGAUCAUGGAAGGUAUUAAGCUUGCGGGGAACACAUUUGGCUCCGGUAUCAUGGCAUUUGUGGACGAUAAAGAAAAACUUACGACUACUGUUGUCUCCUUGACGGCCCUGGCUGCUGGUAUAUAUACCGCUAAGGUUUCCACUAGCGUUGCGGGCAAGUACAUUGAGGCUCGAAUGAGCAAGCCGUCACUUGUUCGAGAGACUUCACGCCGCUCGGCUGCACAGGUCGUGGCAAACCCUAUUCCGUCCAUUAAGCGUGCUUUGCGUCUACAGAAGGCGACGGAUGCGUUGAAAGGUGUCGUGCUUGAGCCUAAGCUGGACGAGCGUCUGCGUAGCAUCGCUGUGUCUACAUAUAACACGAAAAAGAACCGUGCACCGUUCCGUCACUUGCUUCUGCAUGGCCCACCCGGUACGGGCAAGACGCUGUUCGCCAAGGCACUGGCACGUCACUCUGGCUUGGAGUACGCCAUCCUCACGGGUGGCGAUGUUGCUCCAUUGGGCCGCGAGGGCGUGACGGAGAUCCACAAGUUGUUCGACUGGGCUUCGCACAGCCGUCGCGGUCUGCUGUUGUUCGUUGAUGAAGCUGAUGCAUUCUUGCAGAAGCGUAGUAACACCGUCAUGAGUGAGGAUAUGCGCAACGCAUUAAAUGCCUUUCUGUACCGUACAGGUGAGGCCAGCGAUAAGUUCAUGAUUGUAUUCGCCAGUAACCAGCCGGAGCAGUUUGACUGGGCUAUUAACGAUCGUAUUGAUGAGAUGGUGGAGUUUCGCCUGCCUGGAUUCAAUGAGCGUGUACGUAUGCUAAAGCAGUACUUUAACGAUUACAUCCGCGCUCCAAAGAACUCGCGUGCCAAGAAGAUUUAUGUAGAAGGCAUCGAGGAGUCGGACUUUGAGGAUUUGGCUGCACGCAUUGAGGGUUUUUCUGGUCGUGAGCUGUCGAAGCUUGUAAUUGCUUUCCAAGCCGCGGCGUACGGCUCGCCAACGUCCGUGUUCGAUAAAGAGAUGAUGAUGCAGGUCCUGGAGCAUCAUCUCACGGCACAUUCGCAGAAGGAGGCGUGGAAGAAAUACGUCACCCCCAGUGAAAAACGCGAUAUAAUCAAGACAAUUUUGGCGGACUAA
Peronospora belbahrii is the source of this 1758-nucleotide messenger RNA. NCBI's taxonomy places the organism in Eukaryota, Oomycota, Peronosporomycetes, Peronosporales, Peronosporaceae. The record is from the annotation of a GenBank genome assembly.